GCAGGCCAAGGUCGGCCAUCUUCACCCAGACUGCUUGAUUCCGUCUUCACGACAACGCUGAGGUUUUUUACCUUGUACACCUUGUUUUGUCAAAACAAGCCGUUUAUUAGCUAAUGUUUAAUAACCGCUGCGUAAUAAACGCUGUUUAUAUGCGACGGAACAGAUUUGCACGUGAAGUUGGAAGGUUGAAGCUGUGCUAACAGCUAACUGGAUUACAUGCUGUUUCUUGUUUGCUGGCAGAUGUUUAGCCUUUUUUGGCAAUUAGUUUUGAACAGAUGAAUCCUCCAUGAUUAAGCUUAACGUGAGAGUUUAAUAUGAGGAAGUUACCUCUAUUAGGGAAUAUUUAAAUGACGUUAUAGCUUUGCAAUGUUGCGAUAGAUGCACUUCCGCCGCUGUUGUAUAUUGUGUCAUAUCUAAUGCGUUAGCUUUGCGAUAUAGAAAAAUCUUUCCGAUAUCCAAUAAUCAUCAAUGUUUUGAUAGACGGAAAUGUAGCGCGUGCUGCUGGUGCAGUCUGACGUCAUGGUGAAAAUCAGCUCGUGCCGCAAGUCUACCCCGGACACACACAUCAAAACAGAGCCGUGUCCUGUAGAAGUGACCGCAAAUAACGUGGACCCAGACAAACAGCACCUCUAUUCAUGUAAUGGAGCUAAAGACUUGGUUUCUGAUAACAGCUCCUCAGAGCUUGACCAGGUAAAGCAGGAGCCAGGCCACUCUGAAACAGACUUCAUGCACCCAGGGAGCAGAAAUGUCCAGCCUCAGUCCACAGACUCCAGAGUGUCCACAAAGACCGAGCCGGAGUGUGCUCCAGUACAUCUGAGCUUUGGUGUAAAAACCGAGCCUGACAUCCAUGAUGUGGUCAAUUUCCCCUUGAAGGAGGAGGAGGAGGAGGAAGAAGAGGAUGUGGAUAUCAAGCUUGAGACUGCAGAAGAGGAGAGUGGUCUAGGACAGGACGGAGAAGCAGGCCAAGAGUCUUUCUUUUCCUGCCCUUACUGCGCUGUGUCCUUCACUGAUGCUUCGUACCUUGAGAAGCACCUCAAAUGGACCCAUCGGAGUAAUUACCUUGUUUGGCUAAAAACUCAGAAAGCACCACAGUGCAUUAAAAUAUCCUCCCAGAUGCUCAGCUGCUCUUCUUGCAACCAUCACUUCUUCACCCAGGAGCAGCUGAAGGUGCAUAUGCGGCGAGCUCACCUUCCCACGCCUGCACCGACCCGCAAACGCUACACAUGUCCACAGUGCGACCGUAGCUUCGAUUACGUCGGCAACUUGCAGAACCACUGCCGUCGAUGCCACAAUUUGUCCACCGUGUGUACUGACGGAGAGCUGAGCUGCGCUUCAUGUGGCAAAAGCUUUGCAGGAAUGUGGGGCCUCGGACCGCAUCAGUGCCACAAGUUAGAAGAACACAAACCGCAAGUAGUCGGAGACGAAACGCUUUGUACUGACCGCGGCUAUCUCUGUAAACACUGUGGAAAGAACUGUGCUACGCUGCAGUGUUUAACCAUACACACGCGCACACAUACAGGCGAGAAGCCAUAUAUCUGCACUGACUGUGGGAGUGGCUUCAAAGAGAUGGGCAGCUUGCGCAAGCACAUGGUCAUCCACACUGGCGUCAAGCCGUACUCCUGCCCCGAGUGUGAGAAGAGCUUUGCUCGAAUGAGCCACCUGAGCACACACCUGCGCACACACACCGGCGAGAGGCCGUACCCGUGCCCCGAGUGUGGUAUGAGGUUCAGUCACAGGUCAACACUGCGUCUGCAUCGCCGCGUCCACUCCGGAGAAAAGCCGUUCUCUUGUGUGGAUUGCGAGAAAACGUUUGCGACAUUGAGUAACCUGAAAGUGCACCUCCUGACCCACAACCAGGAGAGGAUCCACAAGUGUACCGAGUGCAGGAAGACGUUUUCCCGACCCGACGUGCUGAAGAAACACCUCCGAAUUCACAACGGUGAGAGGCCGUACGUGUGCACCGUCUGCAGCAAGAGAUUCAAUCGCAUCCAGCACCUCACCAACCACCAACGCACACACACAGGCGAGAGGCCGUACCGCUGUGAAGAGUGCGGUGCAAGCUUCGCACAGUCUGGCGAUCUGACCAAACAUGUGCGCGGGCACACAGGGGAAAAGCCCUACGCGUGUCCGGAGUGCAACCGCUGCUACAGUAAUUCUGGAGACCUGGGCAAGCACAGACGUACUCACACUGGCCACAGGCCUUACAGGUGUCAGCAGUGUGACAAGGCAUUCCUCAUGCCUCAGCAUCUGAAAACGCAUAUUCUCACACACACUGGCGAGAGGCCGCAUAUCUGCCCAAAGUGUCCGCGCACCUUUAUACGAGCGCACCACCUCACCCAGCACCUGAAUACACACCAUGUCUAGUGUCUUAGAUACGAUAUAACUAAUUUAAAGCUUUUACUUGCGUUUUUAAAACGAGUACUAUUUGUACAUGGUUCCGCCUUUUUGAAAUAGCUUCUGAAAUCUGAGUAAGUAGUAAUAAAUGAUAUUUCAUUGUCAUUACACUGACCCACAUCCUUCAUAGCUUUUGUAAAGCCAACUAUACAACAUUAAGCUUUUAAUUAAAAAGUUUUUUUUUUUCUCUAGCCAUUUCCUGUCUUUCAAUCCAAUAAUAGGAAUGCAGAUUAUUACGGCUGGUGAGAUUUAUAGGCACAUUAUCCAUAAGGUUUAUUUGAAGCACAUUAGCCAGACCAAAGUGUGUGUGUGUGUGUGUGUGUGUGUGUGUGUGUGUGUAUGCUAAGGCAAUAAAGAAAUUUUAAAGUGUAAUUUGAGGUGUAACCCAAACUGAAUGGCACUGUAGAUAAAAGCUAAAACAGACACACCACCAUUGUAGUAUGGAGAAUAACGACAGUAGUGUGGUUGUCAUGUUGUAACCCCUGAUGACACUUGCCACUUUAAAACAGUUAAUAAAAUUUUUUCUUUUCGAAUCUG
Molecule: messenger RNA, 2931 nt
Organism: Hemibagrus wyckioides
Lineage: Eukaryota; Metazoa; Chordata; Actinopteri; Siluriformes; Bagridae
Product: zinc finger protein 883
Exons: 2
Coding region: 520-2364 (614 amino acids)
Biological process (GO): regulation of transcription by RNA polymerase II
Cellular component (GO): nucleus
Molecular function (GO): DNA-binding transcription activator activity, RNA polymerase II-specific; RNA polymerase II cis-regulatory region sequence-specific DNA binding
Source: RefSeq, a predicted model, not a curated record